GUGCUACAUAAAUAAUGUUUUGGCAUUUUUGCUGGGCAUGCCGCUGUAGCUGUAUUACAAUUUUCAUUAGAAAUGGAAUUAAACCAUCAAAAUGAAUUCCAAGUGCUGAAGGAGGAGAAUUCUCGACUGAGGCUACAACUUGAAAAAUAUGAAUUGGAAUCGAUGAAAGCUAAGACAGAGCAUGAUUCAAGCAAUGGCAUGUUGGCUGAAAAGAGUUCAAACGUCUCCAAUCUGGAUAAUGCUAGCAUCAAGAGAUACAGCAGACAACUCAUACUACCAGAACUAGGAGUCAAAGGUCAGCUGCAGAUUGCUAAUUCUUCAGCAUUGAUCAUUGGUGCUGGUGGUCUUGGAUGCCCAGCUGCUGUCUAUCUUGCUGCUGCUGGUAUUGGUCGACUCGGAGUUGUGGACUACGAUGAUGUAGAACUGAGUAACCUUCACAGACAGAUCCUCCAUACAGAGCAGAGAGUAGGAUGGUCCAAGUCAGAAUCUAUCAAGUCUAGUGUUAAAAACCUCAAUUCAUCGGUGCAAUGUCAAGCCUACCAAGUGCAGCUAGACAGAAACAAUGCUAUGGACAUCAUCAGACAAUAUGAUAUGGUAUUGGACUGUACAGACAAUGUUGCUACAAGGUAUCUACUGAAUGAUGCAUGUGUGCUGUCAGGGAAGCCAUUGAUCUCCGGAAGUGCUCUCAGGUUUGAGGGACAGCUCACUGUAUAUAACCAUGAAGGGGGUCCAUGUUACCGUUGUUUGUACCCCAAACCUCCCCCAGCGGAGACGGUCACCAACUGCUCUGAAGGUGGUGUAUUAGGAGUAGUUCCUGGAAUCAUUGGUUGUAUACAAGCAUUAGAAGCCAUUAAAUUGGCUGCUGAUAUUGGCACGUCAUACUCUCAGAAGCUAUUGGUAUUUGAUGGUUUAGAUGGUACAUACAGGACUAUCAAACUAAGACCUAAAAAACCAACAUGUGUUUUGUGUGGUGACAAUCCAUCGGUGACACAGCUCAUCGACUAUGAAGAAUUCUGUGGUGCCAGCGCAACCGAUAAGUGUAUAACAUUACAUCUUCUGGAACCCAAAGAUAGACUUAGCCCUCAGACCCUUGCCAGUAAACUCCUCAGCCAAGACUCGUCUUCUCGUCUCCUACUGGAUUGCAGACCCGAGAUUGAGUUUGAAAUCUGUAGACUACCAGACAGCAUCAAUGUCCCAAUUGAUGACAUCGAGAGUGAAAAGGGUAUACCCAGAUUAAAAGAAAUCAUCAGUAAUCAGCUUGUUAAUCAACAUGAGAAUUCAUUUCCAGUGUAUGUUGUAUGCAGAAGAGGUAACGACUCACAGAAAGCAGUCCUCAAGCUACGCAAGGAGUUAGACUCUUUACCAGUCACUGUGAAGGAUGUUUGCGGAGGAUUGACAGCAUGGGCUAACCAAGUAGAUCCAGACUUCCCACAGUACUGAUGCAAGAUAAUGGCUCCUCCGUCACCCUCGCUGCUCUCAGUUUCACACUUGAUGUUUCGCUUAUACAAGACACUCUGGACAUGGCGCUCCCCCGGGAUGUGGUAAACUUCACAUCAUCCUCGUCGUCUCCAGCCCCAGGUCAAACUCCAGCAAGGUCUUCUGAAUAGCAUUGGUAAUCUGAUCAGUUGCUAUUCCUCCUAGAAUAGAUUGAAGUGAGGAGUAGCUUGGAUCCUUUGCUUCAAGGCACACUUGACCUGCCAAAAGAAAGAGUGACACCUGGCAGGCCACCAUUUACCUUAACCGGAGUCGACUUCUUCAGGCCAUUCAGUGUUAAGCAAGGCCGGAGCCAGCCCAAGAGGUAUGACUGUAUAUUCACUUGUUUGACCACUAGGGCUUUGCGUCUGGAGAUAGCCAACUCCUUGGACACAGAUUCAUUCAUUAAUGCUCUUAGAAGAUUUGUAAAUCGCAGGGGGACUACCUGAGAAAAUCUUCAGCGAUAACGGCACAAACUUCAGAGCAGGACAUUAAGAACUAGAGCAUGACUAUUAUUUUAAAAGUAACUUCAUGGUCGUUCGUCUGUUGAAACUUUGGAGACAUUUCUAUUGGAAAUUAUUGGGCUAGAGUAAAUUAAAGGCCUGUAGAAAUUGUUAUUUCAUCACCUGCACUGAUGCUUUUUUAGGAUUAUCCAACUUUGUGCUAAUUAGUUUAGGCCUUUGUAAGUACAAGGGUUACUCAACCCAUACAGUGGUUUUUUUUUAAAGCUUUAGAAAUUUCUUUUAUUAGGGGAUUUUUCAAACUCUGAAAAUAGCCCUUAUUUUUUGUUGAUCUUGGGUCUUUACCUGAAUGUUCAGUCUGUACCAGCCUAUGGACUUUGGCAUAACAGUACAUGAAUGCUUCAUUAGCACUAGAUUUUUCUAUAGGAUAUCUCCACAUUAAAAGGUUUUUCAGUGGACCUAUGAUUACUCAGGUAGAAGUAGUUUUUCAAGUUUUUUCGUACUUUUUGGGACGGGUCAAACUGCGCAGUAACUUGCACUCAUGUUUGUUUUUUACAGCGGAGAAUUUAAAGAUCGACGUAUAAACAGCUUCAAAUUUUCUAAAUUGAACAGUGCACUGCUAAUCGCAUUAGUGUUAUGUAUUUUGUAAUCACAUUUUUAAUCAUGAUUCAUGUUGCCCGUCUGACGAGCAAUUGGCGGUUGUCUGGUCACUCCCCCACAUCCACGAGCACCUCGUCCACAAUUUCCUAGGCGUUGACCACAUCCAUGUUGUUGCCUUUUGCGCCCUUGGUCUGCAGACCCACGCACUGCCGACGUUGCAACUCUUAUGAAUGAGGUGGGGGAAUAACUGGAGUUCUCUUCAUCAUCAGCAGCAUUUCCUACCUGUGAAUAAAGUGAUUGGGUAGGAAUAAAAGUUGUAUAAUAUGAAUAAUUGUGUUCUUCAAUGUUGCAAUACCGAUGUGUAAAUGAAGAGUUUCCAAGAGUAGGCCUAAGCUAGGCCUAUACGGUGCCCAUAAUUUUGAAAAUGAAAUAUAUUUACACUGGUAUAAAGAGGUGGCAGAACAAAUUUGAAAGUGGAGACUCUGAAAAGGGGCACGUUGACAUUGAUAAGGGCGUACGCAUAUUCUUUGAUGGUGGUGGUAGUGAGGGGGGGGCUGAGUAGGUGUGCAAAUUGACCUUUAGGGGGUGCAAAAGUGACCUUUAUCUUAGAGGGG
Lytechinus pictus (painted urchin) is the source of this 3148-nucleotide messenger RNA. RefSeq names its product adenylyltransferase and sulfurtransferase MOCS3-like. The record is from RefSeq and is a predicted model, not a curated record. The coding region runs from base 73 to 1440 and encodes 455 amino acids. Gene Ontology annotation, molecular function: URM1 activating enzyme activity; thiosulfate-cyanide sulfurtransferase activity; adenylyltransferase activity. Lineage: Eukaryota; Metazoa; Echinodermata; Echinoidea; Temnopleuroida; Toxopneustidae. Gene Ontology annotation, cellular component: cytosol; cytoplasm. The transcript has 13 exons. Gene Ontology annotation, biological process: tRNA wobble position uridine thiolation; protein urmylation.